AACAAGAACAAGAUAGAGAUAGAGAGAGCGAGAGAAUGGUGUAGUCCAGUCAAUCAAUCAUGGAGGAAAUUUUGAGGCCAUGAGGAGGUUUUUCUGAACCUUUCUUGUUCAGCGGUCUGUUUGAUUUGGUGUUAAUCUAAGAUGGACUUUUCAGAAUCUACGAAAACCGUAUAUGAUAGGAUCCAAAAGAUAGAACCCGAAAACGUCUCCAAGAUUAUUGGGUAUCUUCUUUUGCAAGAUCAUGGUGAGAGAGAGAUGAUAAGACUAGCCUUUGGCCCUGAUAAGUUAAUACACUCUUUGAUCAGUAAGGCUAAGACCCAUCUCAAAUUACCGUUCAAUACAGCCUCUUGUCGGCCACUUUCCCCUCCUCAGGUCAAUUCCAUCCCCGAAAUGCCCAUACGCUUCACACCAUUCUCUCCUUCAGCUCGACGUUCCCCGUCAACCCUCCAAGUCCCAACUCGCUGUUUUGAUCCCCAUGGUCAACCUGUGGACUAUGUUCCUAUGGUUUACCCGGCUUCAUUUCCUGAUGAUUAUCGCCUGCACAACCAACUUCGUUUCUUGUCCUUGGAAGACCAGAUUGAGUCGGUGAACAGCGCAGAAUUUUCAACUAACAAUUACUACUCAUCAGAACCUGCAUUAGGUCCUAGAGCUAAUAGGAGGUCACCAAGUUUGCCUGAAUUCCCUUUCAAAGUUUGCCAUUACUUCAUUAAAGGAUUUUGUAGGCAUGGAAACAACUGCAGGUACUUGCAUCCUACUGCUGAAAGCUUCUCCCAGAUCUUUAGCCCUGGUUUGAGUGAGGACGAUCAUGUCUUUUCACCUGGAUCUCUCGAAAAACUAGAGUUAGAGCUCACCGAGCUCUUGAAAUCAAGAAGAGGGUUCCCUGUCUCCAUAGCUUCUUUACCAAUGCUAUAUUAUGAGAAGUUUGGUAAGACACUGCAGGCUGAGGGAUAUCUCACUGAGAGCCAGAGACAUGGCAAAGCUGGUUAUAGCUUAACCAAGCUUCUUGCACGGCUUAAGAGCAUUUGUCUCAUUGAUAGGCCUCAUGGGCAACACGCAGUCGUUUUGGCUGAUGACUUGGCAAAAUGCACGGAUCAUAACGGAGAUAGAAAUGAACAUGGUGGUAUUGUGGCAGGUUCUAGACAGAUAUAUUUGACAUUUCCAGCUGAGAGUACCUUCUCGGAGCGUGAUGUUUUCAACUAUUUCAACAAAUUCGGGCCUGUCCAUGAUGUGAGAAUUCCUUGUCAGCAAAAGAGAAUGUUCGGAUUUGUGACUUUUGUCUUCGAGGAUACAGUUAGGCAUAUUUUAAACAAGGGAAACCCUCAUUUCGUAAGCGGUGCACGUGUUUUGAUCAAACCUUACCGGGAAAAAUCUAAGGCGGAUGAUAGGAAACAUGGAGAGAUGUUUCAGAAUCCUAUGUGCCAAGGUGCUCACUGUCUUGAUACCGAACUUGGGCUGCAUUCAAUGCCCAGAAUUUGUGAUAAUUCAAGAUUACUCGAUAAGCAGCUGAUUCAUGAACAACAAGAACAAGCACUUGAAUUCGAGAGAAGGCGUUUCUCAGAAAUGCAAUUAGCAGCUGAUCCUAAUAAUCAAUUGGCAUGUUUUGCAACCUCACUCGAAGAGUUGAAGCUUUCAGAAGGCAAUUCUCAUGCACAACAGAUGGAUUUUCCCACAGCAGAGCAGUUUAAUUAUCUUCUGGAUGUUCUGAACAGUAGGGAGGAAACAAUUAGACAGAUCAAUACCAAAUACAAUGAGCAGGAGAGUAGUCAGGGACUGAAUCUUCCAGACAGCCCGUUUGCAUCUGCAUUAGGGGGCGAAAUAUCGACAGUUAUAUAGUAUGUUUCUGGAUAGACAACAGGAGCAGGUUUUAUUAGAGUUAGAGAUGAGAAGAAGGCCAUUUUCAGAGGGUUGGAUAUACAAAGUUCAUAUAUAUAUAUAGAGAGAGAGAGAAUGUUGAAGAAAAAGGGUAGAGUAACAGUAAAGUUUAUGUUUUUAAGUUUUUAGUUUGGUGAUCCAUUUGUUGGAAAGAAGAGAGAAUGUAAGUAUAGCUGAGUGAGUCUGAAGAAGAGAGGUGGCUUAAUUAAAAUAGAAAGCAAGUGGUAGAGGUUUAAAGAUUAAAAGUGCAGAAAAGAAUGAUAUGCAUCUUUGAUG
Cynara cardunculus var. scolymus (artichoke) is the source of this 2148-nucleotide messenger RNA. RefSeq names its product zinc finger CCCH domain-containing protein 18-like. The transcript is spliced from 8 exons. The coding region runs from base 142 to 1833 and encodes 563 amino acids. Lineage: Eukaryota; Viridiplantae; Streptophyta; Magnoliopsida; Asterales; Asteraceae. Gene Ontology annotation, molecular function: RNA binding; metal ion binding. The record is from RefSeq and is a predicted model, not a curated record.